Styela clava is the source of this 2704-nucleotide messenger RNA. RefSeq names its product cytoplasmic tRNA 2-thiolation protein 1-like. The record is from RefSeq and is a predicted model, not a curated record. Gene Ontology annotation, cellular component: mitochondrion; cytosolic tRNA wobble base thiouridylase complex. Gene Ontology annotation, biological process: tRNA wobble position uridine thiolation. NCBI's taxonomy places the organism in Eukaryota, Metazoa, Chordata, Ascidiacea, Stolidobranchia, Styelidae. Gene Ontology annotation, molecular function: tRNA binding.
ACGCCAAAAUUUCUUUAUCAGAUUUUGCACAAAUAUUAGUCAUUUCCAAAAAAGUACGCACACACCAAAAUUUCUGUGCACACAUAUUACAAAAAAUUAGAGGGAACAUUGGUCUCAACGCCCUAUGCUGAUAUUAUGAUAAAUAACUAAUUAAUCGCCUUUAUAAUAUUUAGUAACAUUGUGAUUUGAAAUUAGUAACAUAUUAUUAUAUUACUUGCAAAUUUUUAUCAUUUUAACGAGAUUUUUUCUUUUUUUGUUGCGCUUUAAAAUGCAGUUAUGUUUAUGAUUUAUUGAUUAUUUGGAUUAAAAAUAAAAAAAAUACUUCUGAACUAUCUUGGUGUUUUCUUGAAGACUGGAAAGAUGUCAAAAUUGUGCACGAUAUGCAAGGAUGGAAGACCAGUUAUUAAAAGGCCAAAGACUGGUGAUGCCGUCUGCAAGAAAUGUUUUUACUGGGCCUUUGAAACAGAGAUUCAUCACACAAUUGUCACUGGAAAUUUAUUCAAAAGAGGAGAGAAAGUAGCAAUCGGGGCUUCUGGUGGGAAAGAUUCCACAGUCCUUGCUCAUGUGAUGAAAGUAUUGAAUGAAAGAUUUGAUUACGGACUUGAUUUAUAUUUGCUGUCGAUUGACGAAGGGAUAACGGGAUACAGAGACGAUUCUUUAGAGACAGUAAAAAGAAAUCAACAGCAAUAUGAUUUACCAUUGAAAAUACUUUCAUAUGAAGACUUGUACGGUUGGACAAUGGAUGCGAUUGUGAAACAGAUUGGACUGAAGAAUAAUUGCACAUUUUGCGGAGUGUUUCGCCGACAAGCUCUCGACCGGGGUGCAAUGAUUCUAAAAGUUGAUAAAAUUGCGACCGGACAUAAUGCUGAUGACAUUGCAGAAACUGUAAUUAUGAAUGUUCUUCGAGGAGACAUCGCUCGAUUGAGGAGAUGCACUGCGAUAAAAACAGCUGAUGAUCCAAGCGGCAUUCCACGAGUCAAGCCCUUCAAAUACACCUAUGAAAAAGAGAUUGUAGCCUAUGCAUACUUUAAAAAGUUGGAUUAUUUUUCAACUGAAUGCAUCUACUCACCAAACGCUUAUCGUGGUCAUGCAAGAACGUAUCUCAAAGAUUUGGAAGCAAUUAGACCAAGAGCUAUUAUAGAUGUGAUACAUUCAGGAGAGUCCAUGUCAGUUCGCGAAGGAGUCAAACUCCCAACACAAACAAAAUGUGAGCGAUGUGGAUACAUCUCAUCUAAUGCUGUGUGUAAAGCAUGUGUUCUACUGGAAGGCCUGAACAAAGGUUUGCCAAAACUUGGGAUCGGAAAAACUAGCAAGGUCAAGCAAAGGCUCAAACAAAACAAGUUGAAGGAGUCUAAAGCCAUUGCCGAUGCAGAUAGCAGUACGAAAACUCCACUACCAGAAUAUUAUUGUUCCCCUAAUUCCAAGGAAUCAGAAUCAUCUCUGAAUGAAACAGGGACUUGUGGGAAGGCCGAGGGUUGUUGUUCUAAAGAGAAAGACUGUGAAAAAACUGAUGAAAAAAUAGAUUUGAAGACUUUGGACUUUUAAAUUUUUGUUUUUUUUGUGGUGAAAAGGGAAUAUUUGGGUGAAGUCAUUUACCCACGCUGGGUGUGACAAAUUGGGUGGCCUAACUGGAAAAAAUCCUGUCCCUCCCAAUGUGUGGAUUGAAAAUUGACUUAAACUGUUUUUUCCAACACAUUAUCUUUGUACCCAAACCAAGAUUAGGUUUAUUAAUUGUAGCAUGCAAAGUUUUAUGAUUUGUGGUGAAAAUGGAUUUGGGUUAAAUGCAGCUAUCCUGACAGCACAAAAGGCCAUGUGUUCCAAACUUGAAUCAGGAGUCAUUGGCAUAUUAUCCAUUGUUAAAUCAAGUCCGCUGCUUUCGCACAUAAGAAAAGUCUCAUCUUUGAGUGCAGUUGUGGGCACCCACUGAAAAACUGAGUGCUACUGGGACUUGAGUUAGUGGGAAAAACGUUUGUCAUGAAUAUUUUUCGAUUUAGGGGGUUUGCUGAAAGUAAAUGAGUUGUAACAGUGCAAUGGCUGAAAACUUUUCUUGUUUUCAAAUUACUGGUACCGGUAUUCAAAUUUUUCAUCCUGUUUUCUAUUUCAAGUAUAUUAAAGUGAUUUCUGUAUACUCAUUUUUUGACAGAUUUCUGAAAUCCUAAUUGUAAAAUGGUUCUGCUUCUUUUGCCUCUAGAUUUGAAUGUUUUGCCAUUCUGUUUUAUUGCUCUCUACCUCCCCCAAGUUGUACUAUAAUGCCUACACAUCCAGGCCUGUGUAAAACAGGGAAAAUUUACAAUCCAUUCCAGGUUGAUUUUUCAUCCAAAUUGUGAAAAUUUAAACUCAGACUUCAGCUCCAAACCACAUGGAAAUUAAAUUUCAAUAACAAACCUUCUUGUUUAUGCUGGCCUUGUAAAUUUAUUGCUUUUUCAGUUUUUUUGGAAAAUUUUUGAUUUCUUACAUCACCAUGGAAAGUCUAAAAUCUUGACAAUCGUCUGGCGAAGUCAGAAUUUUAAUCCCUGAGUUUCGGGUCUGGGAGAAUAAAAUUUGACUUUUCACAGGGUAAAAUAAAGCCAAAACCUCGUUCUGCAGCUUUGAUCGAUCUAGUAUUAAAGCCUUCUUGUUGACUUUUCUUUUGAAAAAAACAAUCUUCGUUUUACAUGCUGAUUCGAAGUUCGUGUAAUUAAUCGCCAAAUCUUUUUUUCUAGAA